GGGUCUGAAGAUGGCCUCAAGGCUGGGAAACUGGAAGUAAAAGAAUGUGUUUACGGGCGCGAGAAGAGAAAAACGCUGCGAGAGUGUCGCGGGAAGAGGCGUAGACUUGAGAUAGGCUGGGCAGUGGGUUCAGGGGAAAAUUGGGGAUUUGGGAGCAGGUCGGAAAGACAAAUGGACAGAGAGAGAUGGUCAGGACCAAGUAGGAAUGGGGCAACUUUGGCCCCUCCAAGGAUUUGCCACCCCAGUCUUCCAGCAUUUACAAGUGGUGCUCCAGCAGAUUAUACCCCAAGGUCUUUUCUGGAAGGAUGACAUCACCCAGGAGGUAAUGACCCAAAAGAUGGAGCAUGUCAGCAGACUGCAUCCCCAAAAUCCAUGCCUGAAGGAUGGGAAAGCAGUUUUUCCCACUAAAACCACUGGGGUCAGGAGCAAGCAAGGGGAGAGACUUCGACUCCUAUUCCCCAUGAGCCCCUUGGCCAAGUUGAACAGGGAUCGGUGCUUUACCUCCAAAGUGAUUUCCAAGGUCCUGAAACAAGAGGUGGCCAACCCCGUUGAGGUGAGGGGCUCACUUUUUCUAGGGAGAUUGGCCCUGUUUAAAUGAGGGAGGCAAAUAGGAAGAAGGGAAUGGGCAUUGGGGUGAGGGCAGAUAAGCUGAAGAAAAGAUUUUUCCUCUCCCAGUCAAAGGUACCCCCACUUUUCUGUAUAUCUCAGACUACCUAUAGGCAUUCAUAUGGGGGUCUGGACAUGAUGCAGGCACUGAGAGCCUCUAAGGAAGAAAUUAAUCUAUAAGAUCAUGCAUAGGCAUUGAGUUUAAAAUAGGCAUUGAAACUGCAGAGUUUUCAAAAUGAGAUAAAAGGUCCUCCUUUUGCCAUAUAUGCCCUCGUAUAUAGCAAGUGAUAGCAACACUCCCUUGAUGAAUGGGAAGUGCAGCUCAGAGGCCCUCACAUUCAGCCUCCCUCUUGCUCUACUUUGUGGCCUGGGCAAGUCACCCAGGCAAGGUACUGAGACAUCUCC
Messenger RNA from Cebus imitator (Panamanian white-faced capuchin), 1011 nucleotides. It is a transcript of the gene RESP18, whose product is annotated as regulated endocrine specific protein 18. The transcript has 5 exons. Bases 206 to 598 code for a protein of 130 amino acids. The record is from RefSeq and is a predicted model, not a curated record. NCBI's taxonomy places the organism in Eukaryota, Metazoa, Chordata, Mammalia, Primates, Cebidae. Gene Ontology annotation, cellular component: endoplasmic reticulum.